AUGGUACAGCUGAGCAGAGAUCAGGCUGUCCUGAAGGCUCAGCGCCACAUUGAUACCAUCAGGAAAGAAGCUGGGCUGGACGACACCAGUUCCAAGAGUCGAAAUGUCGAGAAUCUUCAAAAUGCCCUUCACACCCUCGCGGAUGAGUUGUAUCAGAAGUCCACGCACUUCCUCCUUGAGCUCAUCCAGAAUGCGGACGACAACGAGUAUGAUGCCGCCGAACCCAGCAUUUCUCUCACGUACCAGAAUCGACGCCUGAGGAUCGAUUGUAAUGAGAAAGGCUUCAGUGAAAAGAAUGUCGAGGCUAUCUGCAGGGUGGGUAGCAGCACUAAAGCUGGCGCCCACCGCGCCACCGCCUACGUCGGGGAGAAGGGGAUCGGCUUCAAAUCGGUCUUCAAAGCUGCUGAUGUCGUUUGGAUCUCGUCCAAUUGCUACACCUUCAAAUUCGACAAGAGACAGGUCCUAGGAAUGAUCGCGCCCAUCUGGGAGCCGUUCCCCGAGCCCUCCACGCCAUCUAUGACAUCAAUGCUCUUGCAUCUGUCUCCUGACUACGACGUGAGGCGGCUGCUCUCAGAUCUGAAAGAAUUCGACCCUCGUAUGCUCAUGUUUCUCCGCCGUUUGAGAACCGUGACGAUUACAAUUCGAGAUGGCGAACGGGUUUGGAAGACUUCUUUCAGCAAGAACGUCGGUACGAGCCACGGCGAGACAGCGAUUGAGUUGACUCGCGAUGGGGAAAUCACGAAGUACCUUGUCAGCUCACACACUGCAAGAAACCUUCCGUUUGAGUCGAAACGUCCUGGCACAAGCGAUUCUCAGAUCCUGCUUGCCUUCCCAGACAUCACGGACCAGCCAUUGAUGUCUCAAAAGGUCUACGCAUUCCUUCCGAUUCGCGACUAUGGCUUCAAGUUUCUCCUCCAGGGAGAUUUUCUUCUUUCUGCGAGCCGCGAGGACGUCUUGUCAGACUCCCCUUGGAACAGAGCCCUUCGAAGAGAGUUUGUCAAGGCUUUCGUCGCUGUCACGACAGCAUACAGCCACAGUCAAUUGUGCUAUAUCUGGCCCCGAUUCAUCCCGUUCAAAAUGACUGGACAUCAUUUCUUCGAACCAUCCAGACGAGAUAUCAUUGAAGCCCUCUCAAGACAGCCAGUGCUGAAGUCCAGAGCUCAAGAACUGAUGAUGCCGUCCUCCUUGACCUAUGUCCCCUUGGACUUCUGCGACAGACAAGGUAUCCCAAUGACUUCAUCACCGAGAACCGACCUGGCAUAUCUGUGCCAUCAGUAUGAUGUCUCGCUUUACGAUAAUCUGGAAACGCUAGGUGUCACGAAAAUGACCGAAGCCAUAUUCUUGGAUCAUCUGGAUCUCUACAUCAAGCAAAAUACCGCAAUGUUCCAGAAGACGAAAACUGUCGAGUGGCACACGCGACUUGCAGAAGUCCUACUGAAGCUUUCUUUCAAUACCGAACAUCACGAGAAGCUUCGCAAGCUACCGAUCAUUCCUCUUAAUGACGGAAGGUGGGUUUCCGCCGAGGAGAAGAGCAUCUUUCUUCCUCAAGAAGCCGAGAACUUCACGGCGCCCAAGGGCCUUGCAUUCCGACUAGUCAGAGAAGAUGCUGCCAACAACCCCACAGCUCGCUCUCUGUAUCUUCAGCUCGGCCUCAAGGUCUUCGGUCAGGAUGCUAUCGCCGAUUUCCUCCUCCACGUGCAUACCCAGCCUUUGUUCAACCCGAAAAGCAUUACUGUCGAGCACCUGAUAUCUCAGGCAGUGUUCCUCUUCAGGGCCAGAGUACAUGACUUUGAGGUCAGAUAUCUCUGGCUUGCUACAACAGAUGGUUCUGGCCGCUGUCGCGCGGAAAGCGCAUAUCUGCCGUGGCAGGCUCCUUUUGCUGCGAGCCAAUACUUUGCUGGUCGGAGCGAUAUCAACUUCAUCCAUCCACAUUACUUGGAGGCCGUAGAGGAGGAUCAAGCGAGUUGGCUUGAGUGGCUGGAGAAUACCGCCAAAAUCUCUAUUCUGCCACGCCUUACUCAGGCCGACGCGCAAUCACCGCACUCCUUCGGACUAUCGCGGCAUUUCGCCUUGAUCAUGCAGAAUUUCAAGUCGAGAGAUUUUCUGGUCCUUCUGAGAGACAAUUGGGGCUACUAUUCUCGAUGGCUCGAAGAUGACGCCGGCGGUGCUAGAGAUGACUCCAGAAAGGCUAGACAGGCAUGUCGAGAGAGACUCAGACACUCGCUGCAGGAAGCACAAGUGCAGUGCCUUGGAGGCGGGAAGAAGUCCCUGCGCGAGGUCUUCCUGCCUAUCCCAGAACUGGUUCAGCAAGCGAAUGGUCAGGUGCCGUUCGUCGAUGUCGACGAUCCUCUCGACCCGCGUUGGCAAAGAUUGAGAAUCCUGGGCCUUGGUGUCGAAGGUGAUGUUUGCUUCUACCUCCGAUGCUUAGAAGCAAUGAGCGGUACAAAAGAUGCAAUCGUUAUCGACCGGGCUGCUUUGCUGCUUGAACAGAUCCAGGCCCGGUGCGCCGAACUCCCAGACGUUGUGAGGCAGUCAUUCAAACAGAAACCGCUGGUUUGCAUCCCAAACAAAAGAGUUGGAGGUGAACCACGCUGGGUGAAGGUGCAAGAUUGCUUGUGGAGCGGCCCAGAAUGUCUUCGACGAUUUGUUGCUCUGAAGAACAUCUAUCCGUCUUGCCAGCGGCUCUUCCGUGACUUCUUCUUGCUUCCCGAUGCUGGCAUUGCAGACAUCGUCCGCGAGACCAAAUUGCUCAAUGUCGGCGACCCGUUGUCCUACAUCAAAGCGCUGUUCUUCGAAAUCGAAAAGCAUCUGGAGAAGGACGAGACGACGACGGCCAUCGACUCACUUCAGACACAUUGCAUAUGGCCAAUCUAUAAAACAAGCAACCAAGAAGAGUGGGAUAUGCUUGCAUACGCCAACAACUCAACCCCGUGGUUCAUUGCUGACAGGACACACUUGCUGGAGAGUUUCAGUGGGAUCGUGCCUUUGCUCGCCUUCCAGGUCGAGGAUGUACUGAAAAUUCCACUCUUGAUUCGCAAGCUGGGCUGCGACAAACGGCGAUUGACCCGAGCAGUCACGAGCAUUGCAGAGACUGUUGGUAUCUUACGACCCGAUCCGACUCGGCAAGCUGAUCUACGAUCAAGAGCCGAAUACAUAGCCAGACUCAUCCCAAAGAAAGAACAUGGGAAGAAGGAAAAGGUGGCCAAGCUCAGAUCGCUGCAAGCAUUCACCACUACGAGAGUCAUCCAAAAGUGGUCCGUGAAAGUUGCCUCUGAGAGCAGAUCGGGGCGUUCGAAGGAUGGGAACGUUGUUCUCUCGACCGAACAUAACCGGCUCGAAAUCUACUUGAAAAACGGGUAUUUCGAAUCAACCAAGGUUCCCAGGGACCUAAUCGAGGCAAUUGCAAGCUUCUGCGGGAUCGAAGACAAAGGCUUAUUUCUCCUCACAGUCGCCUUACAGGACGACAUUCCGAAUAUACAGAAAUGCUUCCAAGAGCACGGUGUUGCCGCGCUCAACCUGGAUGAUGACGCAGCGGACGACUUUGAAGAUGUUGACGACUUCGACCCGCGAAAGCCCCAGGGUUGGGGCGCAGCGACGACCAGUGGGCCGCGACAGAAUGGUCGACAGAGCACGCUCAAGGGAGAAUCGGUGCGUAUGUUCAGACCUUUCAGCAUGCUCGGCCCCGGUUUUGGUCCGAGACGGAUUUUUCUGGGCAGUGGCUUCAGUAACUCCGAUGAGGCUUUCGUGAUAGACGGCGCAUUCGGCUGCUUUCGCGCCAGUGAUCUCUAUAUAGAAGAGGAGGAGGAUGAUGACGACGCUAAGUCGAUCGCGUCAAGGGCUUCCUCGACACUUUCUGGCUCAACACUCGGCGGCAGUAGGAUGAGACUCUUCGCGGCAGUUCCCGGUAGAAUGCUGAGACGAAGUUCCGGCUUCUCUGACAACGUGCGUCGAGAGGCUGACGACAAUCUGGAGUUUCUGGGUCAGAAAAAGGUCUCGGAAGAACUCCGACGGAUGCUCAGCACGGCCUAUGACCCAGAUGUCCAUUGGACGAGCAGUCUGAGGACAAGAAACGGACACAAAGUUUUCGUUCGAGAACGAAAUAGUGACGGGAAGACCAAGCUCUACGCCAGCUUCACGGUCACCGAUACCAGCGGCAUGUUCAGCCGUUACGUCGCAGAGUGUUAUCCCGAGGCCAAGAGAUGGGUCAAGCGUCCGCCGGUGUACCAUCUCGACGUGAGGACGACCACAGGGGACCUGGCGUCUGAGUUCGCCUACAGCAAUUCCCAGUGGAAGAUGGCUCGCACAUAUACCAUCCCCGAAUCAGCUGAUACCAGCAUCCCCACCGAUGUGUACUUCCUCGUACGCGUUUUCAAUGCGGAGAAGGAGCCAGAAGCACAAUUCCUGCUGGACCCCUGGGCACUCUAUCUCCAGGACAAUCUGCGGCUGAAAGCCGAAAAGGAAUAUCGUGUGAAUGUCCACGGGCUGCGGAUGUGA
This is a messenger RNA of Fonsecaea erecta, 4494 nucleotides long. RefSeq lists its product as hypothetical. The record is from RefSeq and is a predicted model, not a curated record. Lineage: Eukaryota; Fungi; Ascomycota; Eurotiomycetes; Chaetothyriales; Herpotrichiellaceae. The coding region runs from base 1 to 4494 and encodes 1497 amino acids. The transcript is spliced from 6 exons.